AUGUAUGCGACCUCCUCGCGUGUCAUCAUCAGAGAAGAUCCUCAGGCGGCGUCGGUGUACAUCGCCGAAUACAUCGUCAGCCGCAUCAAGGCAUUCAACCCAACCGAGAACCAACCGUUCGUGCUGGGCUUGCCUACUGGCAGCAGCCCCGAGAUCAUCUACAAGCUCCUCGUGCAGCGCCACCGCGCUGGCGAGAUCUCGUUCAAGAAUGUGGUGACGUUCAACAUGGAUGAAUACGUCGGCCUGCCUCGCGACCACCCCGAGUCCUACCACAGCUUCAUGUACAAGCACUUCUUCUCGCACGUGGACAUUCCGCCGCAGAACAUCAACAUCCUCGACGGGAACGCCACCGAUCUGGUCGCCGAGUGUGCCUCGUUCGACGCACGCAUUGCCCGCUACGGUGGUAUCGAGCUCUUCCUGGGUGGCGUCGGUCCUGACGGCCACAUUGCCUUCAACGAGCCCGGCUCCUCCCUCAGCAGCCGUACCCGUGUCAAGACACUGGCCUACGACACCAUCCUGGCCAACUCGCGCUUCUUCGACAACGACGUGAACAAGGUACCGCGUAUGGCCAUGACCGUUGGAAUUCAGACCAUCAUGGAUGCGCGGGAGGUGGUGAUCGUCGCAACCGGUGCCCACAAGGCAUUUGCCGUGCAGAAGGGUCUUGAGGAUGGCGUCAACCAUAUGUGGACCCUCUCUGCUCUGCAGCUGCACCAGCACCCGCUGGUUGUCUGUGACCGAGAUGCCACUCUGGAGCUCAAGGUCAAGACCGUUCGCUACUUCGAGUCGAUUGAGCAGGCCGGUACCGAUGCCCGCACCCAGGGACCUGCUCUGGUCUACCGUCCCCGCACCUAUGUCCCCGCCCCGCUGCCUGUGAAGAAGGCCUCGCCUAAGCAGGAGCCCACUCCUGAUGGAACCCCGGAGAAGGUGCCCAAGGACCUGCGCAUCAACACCGAGCUUCGCCGCUCCCAGGAGGAAGAUGAGCUCACCCCAGACAGCAUGUCUUCGCGCAUGAUCGAUUCGGCCGUCGGCGGACUUGAUGGUGCUCUAAAGAACGACCUGACCUUUGAUCGUAUGGGUGCCAGAAUGACCACUCUCUCAUAA
Penicillium cinerascens is the source of this 1101-nucleotide messenger RNA. RefSeq lists its product as uncharacterized. Gene Ontology annotation, molecular function: glucosamine-6-phosphate deaminase activity; identical protein binding. The coding region runs from base 1 to 1101 and encodes 366 amino acids. Gene Ontology annotation, cellular component: cytoplasm. Gene Ontology annotation, biological process: N-acetylglucosamine catabolic process; carbohydrate metabolic process; D-glucosamine catabolic process. The transcript is spliced from 4 exons. Lineage: Eukaryota; Fungi; Ascomycota; Eurotiomycetes; Eurotiales; Aspergillaceae. The record is from RefSeq and is a predicted model, not a curated record.